Molecule: messenger RNA, 205 nt
Organism: Paramuricea clavata
Lineage: Eukaryota; Metazoa; Cnidaria; Anthozoa; Malacalcyonacea; Plexauridae
Source: the annotation of a GenBank genome assembly
GAAACAGAUUUGCUCCAUUAAUGGUAAGCAAUCAGAUAUAAACGAACUUAAGUGUGGAGUUCCAGAGGGAUCCAACCUUGGGCCGUUUUUGUUUCUCUUAUAUAUUAACGACUUACCCAGAUGUCUCCAAACUACUAAGGCUAGAUUAUUUGCAGACGAUACAACUCUUUCCAUCAGUGCUUCAACCGUAGAUGAAAUUGAAUGA